AUGGCGGCAAGAAGGGUAGUGAUGGGGAUGGUGUUGAGUUGGAUGUGGUGGGAGAGUGAGAGCUGGUGGUUCCUUGGGAGCUCCAAGAUGCUCGACCCCUGGGAGCUACAUCCCUCCUUCAACGCCACGAGAGAGAUCGCAGAAGAGAUCGAACGGCUGGUCGCCAAAGCUGAGUUGGUCGUGUCGGAGCUGUCAGACUCGAAGAUGAAACCUGUGUCGCACCAAGGAAGGUUUCUUACCUCGUAUCCCUUCCAACAGCUGAUAGGAGGAGUAAAGCAGAAAAGCAACAAAGUUGAAGCUUGGGACCUCGAAACGAAUUCCACACGAGAAAUGAGACUGUGGAAGGCGCAGAAGAACCUGAAACUGCUGAAGAAUCUGUGGAUCGAUGUUCAGAACAAGAGCAAAGUGUACGAGGGAGCAGUGACCGCGUUGAUUUCAAACAACAUCACACUUGCGGCGAUGCGAGCAAAACUGCGUGAGCGAUCGUUCAUUUCAAACUUGUCGCGGCUGGACUUAGAGCCCUUGAAAGACAUGUUGCCCAUCUCGUGGCACCAGCAGGUACUGAGGAAACGAGAAGACGCGAUCGCGUUUGUGUCGAGGUUGAACCGAGCAGAGCAUCGCUUUUUGAUGGAGCUGUUCGGAGUCGUCCAAGCUUACGUCAGCGUCCUGAAGAUGAGAACGAAUCUCAAGGAGUCUCUGAACCAAGCGAGGAACUACAGUGCUUUUCAAGAUAUCUUGUCGAGAGAGAACGAACGUCUCAAGUGCAGCAUAACACCUCCUCUUGAGAUAUACACUGAUGUUGACAUGAAAGGCAAUGACAUGAACGCUAGUGGCGAGUCAGCGUUCUUGCAGGAGCUAGAGCUAUGUAUGAAUCGAAGCAAGGACUAUCAACGGCAGAUUCGUCACCAUGAGUGGAAUGCAAGGAGGCUGGAGGGAAAAGUCCGCUAUCUUUCUCAGCAUUCGACUUCUUGGUUGGACCUCAAGAACUUGAGAACAAGAACAUGGUUUGCGAUCAAACGAGGUCUGGUGACGGUCUAUGCGCUGGUCGUUGUGGGAUGGGCGAUAGCAAUCUUCCCGAUUUUCAAGAUGCAGAUUGAGUUGAAGAGGAAAUUCUUUGAAUCGCAGUCUUCAUCGGUCUUGUUUCAAAAUCCUGUCAAGGAGUCUGCAGAGAUAGAUGCUCCUGCCGUUGAUGUUGGCGUGGAGAUAAUCUCUGCAGUCCUCGAAAAGACGACAGAGAUGGUUGGGUUGCGCGACCCCUACGUUCUUGUGCUGUAUAAUGAUCAACACAAGAAGACCCAAGUCAGAAAAUCUACAUUGCUCCCUGAAUGGAACGAAUAUCUUGAAUUCAAUGACAUCAAGGAUUUCGAUGACAUGAUUGAGAUACAAGUGAAGGAUUGGGAUAGAUUCUCCAAGGAUGAUACUCUCGGCACCAUCACUUUGCCUCUGGCUGAAAUCCUCGGACAGGUCGAACGCGGCAAGUUCUCUGCCAUAGAAGAGCACGAGAUUCUAGCGGAAGACCAGGAAAGCUCCAUUGGGAUGCUGAGAGUGAAGUGGACUUGGGACUUUAUCGCAGUGAGCGAGGGCAAGCAGGACCCCUUGGAGAAGUUCGACUGUGAGGACCCGCGUUGGUCCUUCUCCAAGGCCUGGAAGUUUGACUCGGGGUACCUCCGUCAUGAGUUUGAAUCGGCCUCAAUGCUCCUCCAACAUUACUUCCCCGCCUUGCGCUCGGCGAUGCUGACAGUUUCGCAAAAGCUGCUGACGUUUGGCAUUUCAUAUCGAGUUAUCCAUGUGUUUGUUGCCUGUAUGGCUAGCUAUAUCAGCGGGAAGCUGAGACUGGACAUGAGUUACGUUGUGCUGAUAGUCAUCUGCUUGAAGAAGUGCGAAGACUUUGUCUUGUACAUCAGUUGCAUAGAGAAGUUCGAGAAGACCAUGCAAGAUGAUCACAGGUCUUCAGACAUAUGCGUCCAUAUCGACUUGUUCACUCAGAAGUCUCCUGGCUCAACGACUUUCUUCAAGCCACAUGGAUACGAUAUCAACACUGGUCAAUUCUCGCUGCAAAUCAAGACAGUCAACAUCGGGUCUUCGGCUCCUCGGAUCAGAAACUUGAGCGCGGUAGCUCCGUCCCCCAGCAUGCUCCCCAAGUCCAAGGACCUGCUCGUGGUGACAAUCGUGCGAGGAAGGAACAUCUUGGGGAAGAGAAGCUUGAGGAACCUGCGGGGGAUGUGCGACCCGUACGUCAAGGUGAGUCUGGAUGAGUUUCGCAACGCCAGGACCAGCACCAAGAAGAACUCUGAGAACCCUGUGUGGGACGAGACGUUCAGGUUCUACAUCUCUGAAGAAGAGUCGGACAAAUGGAGCGUCUCCCUCGAGCUCUUCGACGACGACCCGGGGAACGACAAGCUGAUAGCUGACGUGGUCCUAGAGCACGACUUUGUCAAGACGUUGCAGGAGAACAGAUCGCUGCAGAAGGAGUUCAGGAUGCAGAAGGACGGCACCUUGCUCGACAUCUUGCUCACCGUGAGGUUCAAGCUGGUGGAAGGGAAGACCCACGUUCCUGCAGAGUCUUCCUGCCGACUGUAUCAGAUGAACUUCGACUGUGAAUGGGACAUGGACACGUCGGUUAAGCUGCGAGCUGCUGGGUUCCCUGUGAUUCUGCAGCUGAUAUCUGCAAAGUUCUUUGCGAGGAUAACGUUCGAAUGGCUCGACCCACAAACCAUGAUGAACAGACCUCCCAAGCACAGACGCGAGGAGCAGGAGUUCUCCAAGUUUGGCUUCUUGUUCACAGAGUACAUGCACGUUGCUGACUACCCCAACUUGUUUCGGAUGUGGAUCGACGUGCGGAGGAAGCCGAUCUUGGAGUCAAAGGUGGAAGCGUUCGGAACCAUCGACAUCUGGUCGCUGCCAGGGAUGAAGUACAUUCAGAACACCUACGUCACCGACCUCAUCUACGACUUGUUCCCUAUCAAGAUUGACAUCUCAGAUCCCAACAAGUUCCACGACAAGUCGAAGGGAGCCGUUUCGAAAGACUUAUUUGGGUACCUGAACACCAAGGAUAACGAUCAGCAGAGGUUUGCGUUCCUCAGCCUCGAGCUCAUCAGGAUUUCUCCUGUGAAGGAUCAGUCAGAGAAUUUCUUUCUCUGUGUCGUUUCUCACGGAGCUGUGGAGAUUGAUGACGAGAGUCCUGAAGAGAAUCAGCUGCAGUCGAACGCGAGUUACUUCUGCUGCAGCUCGACGCAUUCAAGCAGGAAGGGCUGGUUGCUCAGGUCCAUGCUGAUGAAUAUCCAAGAUCCUUUCAAAGAGAUGUUGAGGUUUCAAGUAUAUUCCUUGUCAGGAUAUCAGAUCGCUUUCCAUGGGAAACCAAUAUUCCAGACUAGCAUGCGCGUCAGUGAGUUUCUUGACAGACAUGUAGUGCAUCGGAACUUCAUCAGACGGCACGUCGUCGUCGAGAGUGACGGCCUCUGCCUGGAGCUGACAGCAGAAAUACGCACUGAUCUACAAGAGCGAUCAGACCGCCAGGACAUGCCCAUGGCCGUGCCAUGCAGCUCAGACAAGGAUGAUACCGACUGGCUCGUCGUCGUGCUGGAAGACCUUCAGUUUGAGGAAGAGAUGGACUUUAGCACGCUAGCAUGUACCUUCCUAGUUGAAAAUGCUUCUGGCUCUUGCAUCGCUAAGAUAGAAGACGCCCAGUGGAAUGGCGCGAAGAAAAAUCCCUUCUUGAUAUCAAUACCAUCAGACAUCCGGACUUGUAUGCUCAAGAUCAACUUCAGUAUAGACGAGAAGUACGUCCUGCAGUGCGUCAAGUUGCUCAACGAGUGGAAGUCGCAGGGCGAGGACCACGUCAUGAACAUGUCGGAGCACCUUAACGUCGCUCACAACGUCAGCAGCAGCCCAAGGGUCCGCAACAAGUCUCGAUGCGUCCUCCUCGGCCACCUCCUGUGGCACAGGAGGAUCCCUGGGGAAGCGAAGCCUUCCAUCCUCAUUCGGAAUCUCCGCGUUCUCCACCUGCCCUGGGAACGCGGGUUCCAGCCCCCGGACGCGCAAUGCAUCGUAGGGAGUUGCGUAAGAUCAGAGUGCGGAGGGAGCGGAAACGCAGACGAGGGGGAGGGGAGACAGGGAGACUAUGUCAGGAGCUCGCUCAAGCGACAGGAGCUGAGGCCGUCGUUCUCUGAGGAGUUCCGCUUCCAGCCCGAGCUGGGGCUGCUGGGCGAAGCGAGCGGAGGAGAGGUCUGCCUGCGGAUAGAGAUCUUGCAGAUCGAUACCGCCGGAGGAGAGAGAAAGGUAGGGACGAUAUGCAAGCCCCUCCGCAGCCUCUACGUCGAGAGCCUGGCCAGGGAGAAACCCGCGCGAUUCUUGCAGGAGAUGUCAAGGGGUCUGAGGCAGGAGGUAGUGGCGCACUGCAGUGAGGGGUUCACGGUGAACGGAGAGCCGUUCAGCUCAGCCGACUUUGACAUUCACUUCCAAGGUGACUGGGCCCUGAUUGUUCCAAGUGCUCUCGAGACAUUCGAAGUGUGCAUACGCCAGCAAAGUGUCGAGCUGCUCAGGGUCGAGCUGGAAACGCAACAUGCCAUAGUUGUGCAGCACGUCGACCUGGUCGGGAUAGAUUUCCAGCGCCCGUAUGUAGUAGGACUCGGCGUCUGCGUAUCGUCCCUGCAGGACCUUCCUUGUCAGACUUGGCCCAGCUGCACAGGGUACCUGACCUGCAUCUGCCAGAGGGACGCGCAGUUGGUCAAGCUGUUGAGAUUUCGUGGGUCUGCGUCAAGGGCACUGGAGAGGCAGGAGGGCAGCCAAUCAGUCAGGCAUCAGCAGGGAGGAGGAGGCAUGGAAUCACCGUUUGUACAACUGCUCAGCCAGUUGCAGGUCUCCCCGAACAGAGUGCAUGUACAAGGCGUAGUUGCAGAGAGCUCCGGCAUGCGUGGGAUACAUCCUGAUCCCAUGACUAGUCAGCAGUUGCUUCAUGCCGAGAGAGAGGACCUCAGCAAGUCCUGA
Guillardia theta CCMP2712 is the source of this 4986-nucleotide messenger RNA. RefSeq lists its product as hypothetical. The transcript is spliced from 22 exons. Gene Ontology annotation, molecular function: calcium ion binding. Bases 1 to 4986 code for a protein of 1661 amino acids. The record is from RefSeq and is a predicted model, not a curated record. NCBI's taxonomy places the organism in Eukaryota, Cryptophyceae, Pyrenomonadales, Geminigeraceae.